Pollicipes pollicipes is the source of this 816-nucleotide messenger RNA. RefSeq lists its product as uncharacterized. The record is from RefSeq and is a predicted model, not a curated record. Gene Ontology annotation, molecular function: structural constituent of chitin-based larval cuticle. Lineage: Eukaryota; Metazoa; Arthropoda; Thecostraca; Pollicipedomorpha; Pollicipedidae. The transcript has 4 exons. Gene Ontology annotation, cellular component: chitin-based extracellular matrix. Bases 88 to 651 code for a protein of 187 amino acids.
GCGCGCUCGCCAGCGCAGUCGGCGGUACUUGAGAGGCUUGGUGAGCCGCCGCGGAAUCGGUUUCGCCAGUGUGUGACGAUCUACAGCAUGAAGGUCUUCGCUCUGUUGUGUCUGGCGGGCGCGGCGCUGGCCCGGCCAGAGAAGCUGGACGGGCUGCAGCACAGACUCGACGCGCACCACCACCACGACGCGCACGCGAUCCCGGUGGCGCAGGUGCGCCAGGCGGCGCUGGAUCUGCCAGCGCCGGAGCCGUACGAGGAGGACCAGGGCCCGCCGCGGCCCUACCAGUUCACCUACCAGGCCGGCCGCUACCCCAACCACGUGGACAGGACGCACAGCGAGAGCCGCGGCACUGACGGCAUCGUGGUCGGCACCUACGAGUACCUGGAUCCGCUGAAGCGGGUCGUCAAGGUGGACUACACCGCCGACGAAGACGGCUUCCACCCCCGCGUGCAGGGCCCGGUGCCCCAGCCGCCCAGGGAGUCAGCGGCGGUGGCGCGUGCGCGGGAGAACUUCUUCACGCGCUCGGCGCAGAUCGCGGCCGAACACGCCCGGAUCGGUCAGGAGCACGCUGCGCUGCGGGCCGCCGCUGAGGCCAAGCGGGCGCAAGACGAGGCCGAGGCCGCCAGGCAGGACCAGUACACCGUCUGAUCGGCUGCCGGCCCGCUCUUGUCAGCGGCGUCGGGACGCGCCCGCCUCUCUCCGCUCCGCCGGUUGCGGCCUUCUCACCGGGCACCGCGCCACUGUCUCGCGUCUCAUUUACAUUCAGCUAUCAUAUCGUCCGUCCAGAGGGCAAAUAUACUGCCGUCCGCUCCC